Molecule: messenger RNA, 891 nt
Organism: Caenorhabditis remanei
Lineage: Eukaryota; Metazoa; Nematoda; Chromadorea; Rhabditida; Rhabditidae
Exons: 4
Coding region: 1-891 (296 amino acids)
Biological process (GO): mitochondrion organization
Cellular component (GO): mitochondrion; membrane
Source: RefSeq, a predicted model, not a curated record
AUGGCGAAACAAGGGCAAGAAGCAAUGAAAAAGGCACUUCAAAAUGCCAGAGGAGCUGGACUUGGAUUGGGACUAGUAGCCGCAGCCGGAGCAGCGGUCUAUGGAAUCUCACAAUCGAUGUUCACUGUCGAAGCUGGACACAGAGCAAUCAUGUUCAACAGAAUUGGAGGACUUUCGACGGAUUUGUACAAAGAAGGACUCCACUUCAGAGUCCCAUGGUUCCAAUACCCAGUUGUUUACGAUAUCCGUGCCAGACCAAAUGUGAUCCGCUCACCUACCGGAUCCAAAGAUUUGCAAAUGGUCAAUAUCGGACUUCGUGUUUUGUCUAGACCAAACCCAGAACAACUCGUUCAUAUCUACAGAACGCUCGGACAGAACUGGGAAGAGCGUGUCCUCCCAUCCAUUUGUAACGAAGUUCUCAAGGGAGUUGUUGCCAAGUUCAAUGCAUCGCAGCUCAUCACUCAACGUCAACAGGUUUCAAUGUUGGUUCGCAAGGCUUUGAUUGAGCGUGCACUCGACUUCAAUAUCAUUCUCGAUGACGUUUCAUUGACUGAACUGGCUUUCUCUCCACAAUACUCAGCUGCUGUCGAAGCUAAGCAAGUUGCUGCUCAGGAAGCCCAACGAGCUUCUUUCUAUGUUGAACGUGCUAAACAAUCGAAACAGGAAAAGAUUGUCCAAGCUGAAGGAGAAGCAGAGUCCGCGAAGCUCCUCGGAGAAGCAAUGAAGAACGACCCUGGAUUCUUGAAACUCAGAAAAAUUCGUGCCGCCCAAAAGAUUGCUCGGAUUGUUUCAGAAUCUGGAAACAAAACUUACCUCCCGACUGGAGGUUUGAUGUUGAACAUCGCCGACGACGACUACCUGGACGUUGCUGGUGCUGGCAAAAGACGUUAA